CCCUCGCGUGCCGCCGCCAUGAACAGCGUCGGCGAGGCCUGCACGGAGCUGAAGCAGGAGUACGACCAGUGCUUCAACCGCUGGUUCGCCGAGAAGUUCCUGAAGGGGGAGGGCGGCGGCGGCGACCCCUGCGUGCAGCUCUUCAAGCGCUACCAGCUCUGCGUCCAGAAAGCUAUUAAGGAGAAAGACAUACCUAUCGAAGGGUUGGAAUUCAUGGGCCCCAACAAAGGAAAAUCUGAAAACUCCUGACUGAGAGGAUGCCAGAAAGUCUCCUGUGAACACUGAAGAACAGCCAUGAAGCAAAUUGACUGCUGAACAGCACUCUGACCAGCUUGAUUUCUUCAUUGGGUGGUGAGAAAUGGAGACUUUUCCCCAUGGCAGUGUCCGCCCCAUAACGGCAGGAGCCAGUUUAAUCUCUUGUGGCAUUUGGGGAGUGGUGUUAUCAUGUACAAGACUGGGGGACUCUUUGAGAUUUACAACGGAAUAUACUGCUAACAGUUGAAUCAGGUAGAUUCUUAUGGCUGAUUCAUCAGCUGAUUGCGGUUAUUUAUGUCAAUGUUAAAAUGAAUGUCAGGGACUCUGAUCCAUUAAUCAGUGUGUUCUGUUGGAAUUUUGUUUUCUUGAAUCUUUUCUGUCUAUUAGCGUUCCUUAAAAGCCGUCUCUUAUCCUGAAGUCCAUUAUGACAGCUUAAGUAAUGCAGAAUUUGAGCAAAAUGGUGCUACAGAAUGGGUGUGCCUUUCUCUGAGGAAGUGUCCUCACUUGGUCUUCAGAGCACUGCAAAAUCCUAAGCUCUUUUUCCUCACUUGCAGGUUUGAUGAAUAAUAUUUUAGAUUCAAAAGAGUUCCUUUGUUUCAGAGAGGGAUAAGUAGAUGCAUAGAACUUAACUUCCACUUGUUGGAUGUGAUCAGAGAACAUGAAGGGGAAAUGUGCCCAUCAUUUUUACUUACUUUCUUUCUAAGAAUGGCACAUGCCUGUGGUUUGAAAGGAGCUUAUUCCUUCUGUCUUGCACAUCACUGCAGUGCAUUCUUAGGGGUAGACCUAGAAAGGGAGGGCUGUUUAUGCAGCAUGAGGAGCACAUGUAAAACUAAUUAAUUUCACUUACCCAAAGCCAUAGUGAUGUCAGUUUAAUUUUAACUAGCUGCCCCUGUAUAUCAUGGAACAAAUUCCAGAACUGAAACAAGUACACGGUUGGUAUAAACAAAUAUUGUAAGACAUAAAUUUUUACUGGGCUAGUUUAAAAUGCAGCAUGUUCUCAACCAUACCGGGGCAGUUGGGUCAGAACUCUUCAAAGCCAGGCAAAAUCCAGCACUGUGGGGAAGCUUUGUGCCUUUCGCCAUAUUGUUGUACCGUGGCAUCUUAGAAGAUAAUGCUGUGCAGCCAGUUUGCUGCGACCAGUUGUUGUUGUUGUUUUUGCUGCAAAGUGGCUUCAAAUAGGAUGCUACUAUGAGGUGUGACCCUUCUCCCCCAAACCCUUACUAAGACAGCAAGCACAUCAGAAACCUCUGACUUGUGCUUUUUAUAGCAUCAGGAACUCAUUCCUUUAAAAAAAACCAAACCUAGUUUUGGAGGCAAAACCUUGGGUAUUCAAAGAUUAAACCUGGAAGGAAGGUUACUGCUGCUGUUACGAACAAAGAUGACCUGCACAAGCAGCCAGAUGCCAAGGCACAGCCCAAUGGAUGAACCUACAAGAGCUCCCGCGCUCCCACAAGCUCAUAUUCAUUCUGCCUCUGCAAAAACCAACUUGGCUGAUUUUUAAAAACAGAUUUCAAGGGCCCAGCUUUGAAUGGAGCAAAGCCCGGCUGCACAGCUGCAGCAGCCCUCCUUCCCUAGAACACCCCCAGGUCCCACGCUUGUCCAGCCUGCCUUUGCACUGGUAGAUGGAGUCCGGAGGCAUCUGGGGGAUCAGGGCAGCUGCAGCUGUUUCCACCCAGUCCAGCAUGUUGCAUCCCUUCUAGUUGUGCUCUGCUGCUCCCCUCCUCCUGGUUGGCUGUCCCCUUGUGCUCACCAGCCAUGGGGCCUGGUGCUUGAUGCCUUUUCCUAAAGGCCCAGCCUGGAGAGCAGCAGCAGGCAGAGCAGGUGCAACAGUAGUGGCAGCGGGGGGUGUGGGCAGAGGGCGACGCAGGUGCACCAAAGCGGGCACUGGGCUGGGCAGGCGUUCCCUACUGUGCUUCAGAGAAGAACGCUACCCCAGGUCCGUGGCAGGUGCGCCAGGUCUCUUUCAGUAGAAAGCGCCUUGUAACAUGACUGAACAGCUGUACCUGUCCUGUUAUGUACAAUAAUGGGAAUUGAAAGUGGAGAAUAAAGGUCCAAACUGCA
Molecule: messenger RNA, 2316 nt
Organism: Varanus komodoensis (Komodo dragon)
Lineage: Eukaryota; Metazoa; Chordata; Lepidosauria; Squamata; Varanidae
Gene: TRIAP1
Product: TP53 regulated inhibitor of apoptosis 1
Exons: 2
Coding region: 19-249 (76 amino acids)
Source: RefSeq, a predicted model, not a curated record